AUGCACACCACCCCCGAGCACCUUGCACGAGGCACCAGCCGUGUCGUCCGAGGUCUGAGAGCCAAUGAUGGGAAAUCCUCUGUAUGGGGGAAGCUGCGCGCUUUUACUGAACUGCAGGCCAAAGUUAUCGACACGCAGCAAAAGGUGAAGCUGGCAGAUAUACAAAUUGAACAACUCAACAGGACAAAAAAGCACGCACACCUCACGGAUGCGGAGAUUAUGACUCUGGUGGAUGAGACUCGCAUGUAUGAAGGUGUAGGGAGAAUGUUUAUUCUUCAGUCCAAGGGAGUUAUUCACAACCAACUCCUAGAAAAGCAGAAAAUAGCAGAAGAGAAAAUUAAAGAACUUGAGCAGAGGAAAUCGUACCUGGAGCGGAGUGUAAAAGACGCUGAAGAUAACAUCCGAGAAAUGUUGAUGGCCCGAAGAGCACAGUAGGGGCGCGGCUCCCCCGGAGCCUCAGCUGAGUCGGUCCAUUUCACCGGUGCCUGUCCGGAUUAGCGAGAACCGGGAUGGUUUUGAGAAGUGAUGUUUGCUGCCACCUUCUGGUGGGAGGAGUUUGUGGGUGAAUGCAUUGGAUGUCUGCAUGUGGAUGUUGUAAUAAACGCUCCUUCCUGUGUUACUCAG
This is a messenger RNA of Pelodiscus sinensis (Chinese soft-shelled turtle), 624 nucleotides long. Lineage: Eukaryota; Metazoa; Chordata; Testudines; Trionychidae. The record is from RefSeq and is a predicted model, not a curated record.